CGCAACAUCAACUCCUGUUAUCCUACCUCGUCGGGAUGUCUCUCGGAAUCUAUCCGCAGUAAAAGCGUCGCUGCGAUCCCCAGGGUCGUGUGGUCCAAAUCUGCAUCCACAGCAUCAAUCUCUCACGUGAAACAAGCCCUAUGAAGAGAGAUGUUCUUCUAAAUGGUACAGUUUAGGAUUUGUCAUGCUCAAAUCAAGACCAGCACAAGCUGCAAUGAAGUUGAAGUGGCUGUGCUGGCUCCGUGAUCUGUCCCGCCUCGCGCAAACUACCAAAUACGACCACCCUGUAGACACCCAAAUUUCUCAUGCAUGUCUCCCGCGACAGGCACGGCAGCUCGGCGACUUGUUUUGCCCUUUGCUUCUCAUCUUGACCACUUAG
This is a messenger RNA of Amoebophrya sp. A120, 379 nucleotides long. NCBI's taxonomy places the organism in Eukaryota, Dinophyceae, Syndiniales, Amoebophryaceae. The record is from the annotation of a GenBank genome assembly.